Molecule: messenger RNA, 417 nt
Organism: Talaromyces marneffei
Lineage: Eukaryota; Fungi; Ascomycota; Eurotiomycetes; Eurotiales; Trichocomaceae
Exons: 5
Coding region: 1-417 (138 amino acids)
Biological process (GO): DNA damage tolerance; protein K63-linked ubiquitination
Cellular component (GO): nucleus
Source: RefSeq, a predicted model, not a curated record
AUGGCCAAGGUCCCAAGAAACUUUCGUCUACUCGAGGAGCUUGAAAAGGGCGAGAAAGGCCUGGGAGCUGAGGCAUGCUCAUACGGUCUCGCCGACGGAGAUGACAUUACAAUGACCAAUUGGAAUGGAACUAUUCUUGGUCCUCCUCAUAGCGUACACGAGAAUCGGAUAUACAGCGUCAAUAUCCAGUGCGGACCCGAAUACCCCGAUUCACCACCUACUCUACACUUUGUUUCAAAAAUCAACUUGCCCUGCGUUGAUUCACGAACAGGAAAGGUCGAUCUCUCAACUUUACCCACAUUAGCAACAUGGAAGAGGGACUAUACUAUGGAGACCAUCUUGCUGGAGCUCCGCAGAUUUAUGGCGCUACCCCAGCACAAGAAGCUCCCCCAACCCCCAGAAGGCGCCACCUUCUAA